Messenger RNA from Hyla sarda, 2347 nucleotides. RefSeq lists its product as uncharacterized. The record is from RefSeq and is a predicted model, not a curated record. Lineage: Eukaryota; Metazoa; Chordata; Amphibia; Anura; Hylidae. The transcript is spliced from 2 exons. The coding region runs from base 597 to 2063 and encodes 488 amino acids.
UAAUUAAUAUCCCUCAUUCAUUUCUUCUAUUCCCUUCAUACAUUACCGUCUCCUGGAUUCCGGUUUCGGUUUCCACACUCCCCGCAUUUAUCGCGGCCUCCACAUACCCCAGCGGUCCUUCCUUAUCUUCUUCUUUACAUGCUGCGUCAUCGGCGCCAUUUUGUGUGAGAGCUCAGCCGUUGAGCUCUCGCGAUAUCUCGCGUCAGUGUGGUCCUCACCUGACGUGAGAGGCGGGAAUCCUGUCACUCGUCAGAGAGACAGCAUCCCGCCCAGUCACGCUCGCAAACGCGCUCUGCACUUAUAGUCCUAAAAUUGUUACUUACUAUCUGGUUUGCCUAAAAUAUUCUAAAAUUUUCUUCCCUUAGCCUGUGCUACCACCCAGUGGUGAUUUGUUGUUACUACAGCCCCAAAAAUUUCCUACUAUAUUUGUGGUUGGCAUAUUUUCCUUAAUAACACUAUUUAAUGUUAAUUUAAUAGUUAAUAUUAAUUAAUUAUUUAGAUUAAUUAACUACUCAUUUAGUAUAUACUCAUUUAUAUACACAUAAACACUUCAUUUUCCUAAAUAGUGCUCUACCUUAAUUUAUACCAAUUGUACAAUGUCUGAGGGAUCGACAGCCAGAGAUUUACAUGCCCAAUCUGCCAUGACUGAUCUCAUGAAUAAAGAGACCGUACAGUCUAUGAUUGACGAGUCGGUGGCUCGAUCAGUCCACUCGGCAGUUCAUUCCGCAGUUCAAUCUGCGGUUACGGUAUUACAGGACAGUGUGUCCAAAUCUAUUUCUAUGGCCUUAUCACAUCCAGGCCCAUCUCCUCUGGCCAGACCCUGUACCCCAUCUGACCAAUAUUGGUCCCCUGUGGACUCUGUGUCCAAAUUGGCUAAGGGGUUUCAUAUACCUAAGAAGGCUACUGGCAAGAGGCAUCACCUCGAGGACGGCAAUGCUCCCUUUAAAAAGAUCUCCAAAGGGACUAGCCAAGAACCUAAAAAAUCUAAAUUUAUUGACUUGAGUCAACCAACUAGUGCUGUUCAAAGGCACGCCAUACCCUCCGCCCAAGAGGAAGAUUCAUCUAACAGGGCUCAGAAAGCCGCUAUGCGGCGCAAGCCAGAUUCCUUCAUAGAAGUUGAUUCUGGAGAUUCUUCGGACUCUCAGGAGGAUGGUGAUGAGGUAUCUCACCAGGAUGAUCAUUUCUCUGAAGAGAGUGGUGAGGUCAUUGAUGACGAUGAGGCUCAGGAUAAUGUUACGUUCCCUGACAAUGAUCAAUCCUAUUUUGAUCCGGCACUCAUCCGCCACCCCAGAUCAGGAGAGUGGCUUCCCACCCCUGAAAUAGCAAAAUUUAUAUCUACUAGAACUUUUAAAAGUCUUGACAAGAAUACACGAAACAAACUUAAGGCGGAAUGCCCGAGGCCAUCCCUACCUCAUAACUCUAAUAUUACCCCAGAAUUGGAUCCUAUCCUUUCAAAAUUCCUUUCUAAAGGAAAUAAAAACCCUAAAAAAGGAUUGGAUAGGAGUUUCAGAUCAUGCCAAGAUAAACUAAUGGACCUUUUGGGGCCAUUGUCAAAGAUGCUGGAUCUAGCCCACUCAGCCGUUACGAACCAGACCCCGUUGAAUUCUGAGGUAAUGCUGGGCUGGCUACAACGUGCAACGUGCAUUUUUGGGAACGCUAAUGCAGCUCUGUCUGCAGAACGCAAGCGUUCAAUUCUUAUUAAAAUAGACCCCCAGCUUACAAACUUGGCAACCAAUGACCCCCAACACCCUACUGAGGGUAUGUUAUUUGGGGAGGAAUUCAUCCAUGAAAUGGGAAAAUACGUGGGUUUAUUUUCCUCUAUUAAUAAGGCGCAAACCAAUAUCAAAAAAGUUUUCGCGCAGAGAGUUUUUGGUAGGGCCGGGAAAGGCAGGAGUCGCUUCCCCGGCCGCUCCAACCCAUCCCGAAGAGGCUCCUACCAACCCAAUACCUCAUAUGCAGUCCAAUCUGCUAAUGCCAACCCAUUCUUCCCUUAUCGAGCAAGACCAUGGCGUCCCAGAGGGAAUCGAGGAGUACCCCGAGCAAGAACUUCUUCAGCCUCCUAAGACUACCUUCUGGCUCGAGACUUCAUACAGAUUAUUGUGGACUACCUCCAUAUUACGUUUUUCUUCUACUGUUCCUGUUCCCAUUUGAAGAUUCUAUCCUAUUUGAGACGUUUAUGUUCGCAACAAAGAAGAGGAAGUGUUAAAGGCGACAGUUAUUGAUAUGUACCAUACUGUGUGCUGAUUGGCUAAGAUGGCAUAGCACCAUGGGCUACGCCAUACACUAUGUUUUCAAAGUUUUCUGUAUACUUUUCUUUUGCUGCUGAGUCAAGUAAAAGAGGUUAAAG